UCAAACCUCCUCCCGGAUGUUUGGCCGCCCACAACAAAGAUGGAGGACGACAUCUCGGAUGUGAGCCGACCACAGAUGUAUUUGUUCGGUUGCACCCUCAAGUCCGACAGACGCGAGUUCAAAGUUGACGUAGAGGACGAUGACACGGAGCAGCAGCUGUCACUCAAAGCGGUGUGUCUGGGAGCUGAGGCGGAGGACAAGUUCCACAUGGUGGAAGUCGAGGGCCUCACCUAUGAUGGGAAAACCACCAAAGUGCCGCUGGUCGCCCUGAAGCCGUCCGUCCUGCCGUCCAUGGGUUUAGGUGGAUUUGAGAUCACUCCUCCCGUUACCUUCCGGCUCCAGUCCGGCUCUGGACCAGUUCACAUCAGCGGGCAGCACUUUGUUAGUGUGAAGGACUCAGAGGAUGAAGAAGAGGAGAACAACUCUUCGCCGGUGAAACGACCUGCGAGCCUGAUGUCGGGGAAGAAGCCUCUGUUGAAAAAACUAAAGAUGGAUUCUGAUGACGACGAUGAAGAAGACAGUGACGAAGAUGACGAUGAUGAUGAUGAAGAUGACGACAGUGAUGACAAUGUUGUGAAGCCUCAGAAGAAAGUGGCAAAAGAGCUUGAAAAGCUUUCGGCCAAGAAGCCCAACAAGACUCCGGUGAAGCUAAACGGCCCUGCAGGGAAAGCGUCGGGCUCUGCGGUCAAACCACAGAUUAAGACACCUGCCCCAGGAAAAGACAAACCCCACGCCGGCCCGUCGAAAGCUCCGUCCCUGUCCGACGUCAAGAACAAGUUGUCCACAGCAGCCAAGGAGGGGAAACCACUACCGAAGACGGAGCAGAAAUUUGAGAAUUUUGUCAAAAGUUCUUUUAAAAUCUCUGAUAAAAAGGUGGUCAAGGAUCUCUGGAGCUUUGCACAAACGCUGAAGAUCGAGAAGAAGUAACGAACCCCCCCGACGCGUUUCUAUGUUUCGCAUCCUGCAAGACGUUUAAAGGCACAGUCAGCGAGAUUCCCCAUCAGCCUCAUGGUGUCGUCACCGUUCACUUUGAAUUGGAGCGAACGGAAGGAACCGAUUCAUCGUUGUUUAGAUGAGAAGAACCUCCUGGAGCUCGAUUGUUGUCCCCCCCCCCCCCCCCCCCCCACAAACCCACUUGUUCAUGAAGGCCACACCGGCUAAUCUGCGCCACCUACAGGAAAGGAGAGGCAUCAUCUAUAAAGACCUUUCUGUUUCUUACAGGACAGAAAUAGCUGCUACGACUUUAACACUUUCACCACCUGCAGCUUUUUUAUAGAAACCACAAGUGAUAGACGUGUUUCUGGCAUUUGGCAAUUUUAAAUUGAGGUAUUUACAGCCCAUGACUGACGGAACAAACUUUACUUCAUAUGCACCUUUUGAUUUUUCCCCUUUCCACAAAAAACUAACAUAGUUAUAUGUUUGGUUUGCAACAGUAAUACCAGAUUUUUUAAUCUACCAGGAGUCGCCACUGAUUUAAACGUCCCCUUUUUUCCAAAUAUUAAAUUUCAAACAAAUUUGACAUGACACAAAAUUUGUAUUGGAAUUGGGGGAAACAGUUCAUUCCUUUGCCUGCAGGUGGCGACUCUGCAUAUCUGCAUCUUAACCCUCUUCCCCGGUCGGUGGUGCUUGUUGCGUCGAGCUGCAGGUGCAGAGUUGUUGUUUCUGCCUCGAUGAACAAUAACCGGCUGAGCCUGGUUUCAGGUGCUUUGCAUCCGAGACACCGCGUCUCCUUGUUACGUCAAUAAUGCAAUUGGAGAUAUUGCAGAAUGUGCCUUUAAAUAUCUGUGCUGUAAGCUGAUACAAGUCCGAAUCCCGUUCUGUGUGAAUCUGAGGAGUGUGAACAGGAAAGGUUGAGACAAGGGGACAAGUUUCUGUCAUCAGCCUGUGGUUCUAUAUGGUUUUAUGUUUUGUUAUUUUAGAUUCUGUCUGGAUUUACGAAGCAUAAAUCUGUCAGUGAUGUGUUUUUACAAAUGAAAAGUAUACUGUAACACACAGUAACUCAAUGUUUAUGUUAUUGGCCUAAAACACCAAGAUAUAUUUGUCUGUCCCCCGCCAUGAUGAAGCAAAUGAAUCUAAAAAUAUCCAAAACUAUUCACUUUAAAAAGAUGCAAACUAGAAACAAUGAGAUUGACGCGUCAAGUUCGCUACUUUCACAUAUCUUAAGUUUUAUCUGUUGAGCAAACAAGAAAAUAAUCCAUCCUGUGUCUUUUCCAAACCUGAAACUUCUGGACAGUUUUACUCUUUACCUUUUUUUAUAUAUACUAUGUUUUUACGCUUAUGUUCCUGAGUGUCAUCUUAACCUGUUAACGUUACAGACCUGCUGACACGGUAUUUCUUGCGAAUGUAAAUUUAUAUCAAGCCCAUUAACAUCCUUCAUAACCUGUGAGGGUAAUAAUUACAGUGAUUACAGCCAAAAAUCAUCUGCAGCUAAAAAAAAUGCUCAUAAGCACAGUACUCAAAGAAAUGCUCCAGAGUAUUAUGAGGCCCUAUAAACCCAACGCAGAUGUCCAGGUUUUUCUUUAAACUAACAUUAACUUUAAAAAGUCUUUUGAAAAAAAUAGGCUGUUAACAAGCCCCAGGAGUUCAUUUACGAGUUGGCACCGCUGUCAUUGUUUCUCAGCGUCGUCCACUUCAUUAAAAACAGAUAGCGAACCCAUGAUAAGCGUUAUUCAUGAAGACGUAAUCAUAAGGUCCAUAUCAGAAAAAUGAGAUCAGCCGCAACACGAUGCUUCGCAGGAUCCUCGUAAAGAACUCGGUAAUCGUUUGUUCUCUCGUGAGUCGGCUGUGAUGACAACGAGCAGGCGCUGUGCUUAUAAUGUGUUUAUGAUCCUGUGUAAAGCUUUUUAUGAGCCCGACGCCAGCAGGUGGAUCCACAGCCAAUCACACGACUCGGUUCAACCGCCUCGUUUGUUAAUUAGAUUUGAAAAUUCCUUAGGUGAGAAGUUGAGUACUCCGAUUAAUUAGAUGGAUUUAAAGUCGCCCUGAUAAUGUAGCUUAAUCUGAGAGUUAGAUUUGAAGUGUCUGUAACGUGGUGUCUGUGGUGAGGUUUCAUUAGAAGCAGGUUGUGAGUCUGAGGAGUUAGUUUGUCUUCGUCCUUUUUUUUUUUAUACUUUGCUUGUAUCAAACUCAAAGAACGUUUAUUUCUUGCUUUUAUUUACAAGUAUGGCAGCUGAAGAAUUAUCCUUUCUUAUGUUUUAUUUUUGCUUAAUCCGCCCUUUUGCUAAUAGCUGGUUCUGCAGCUUGGAUCUGUUGUGCUGGUCUUUAUUUGAGAUGUUCUGUUAGUUUGAUGUGUGUUUUGUUAUCGUUUCAUUUCAGCGUUUGGUUUUUAGUUCGUCAUCCUUUUGAUUCUGAACUGAAUAAUUGUGAAGCCAGUUCCUAAAUAUGUUCAUGUGAAAUAAAAACAAAAGAAGAUUGUGAUCUUUGUUCAUAA
Pleuronectes platessa (European plaice) is the source of this 3430-nucleotide messenger RNA. RefSeq names its product nucleophosmin 1b (gene npm1b). The coding region runs from base 40 to 927 and encodes 295 amino acids. Gene Ontology annotation, molecular function: histone binding; chromatin binding; RNA binding. Gene Ontology annotation, biological process: regulation of centrosome duplication; ribosomal large subunit biogenesis; ribosomal small subunit biogenesis. The record is from RefSeq and is a predicted model, not a curated record. Gene Ontology annotation, cellular component: nucleoplasm; centrosome; cytoplasm. The transcript has 11 exons. Lineage: Eukaryota; Metazoa; Chordata; Actinopteri; Pleuronectiformes; Pleuronectidae.